GAUAUAAAGGCGAGAGAACUCCCUCAUUCUGAAAGAGUGCGAGUUACCACUCCUCAGAGGACUCCUGAAGACUGCCUUUGGCCAGUAGACUAAACCCACAGAUUUACAGUGAGAAGACAUGGCUCCAAUGGAAAUAACAAACCAGAAUGUGGUCAUUCGAGUGGCCAAGCUGCCCCUGGUGAGCUCCACCUACGGCAUGGUCUCAAGCAUGUACUGCAACACCAAAGACAACCAUCCAUACAUCAAGUCUGUGUGCGAGGCUGCAGAGAUGAGUGUGAAAACUCUCACUUCAGCUGCCCUGACCAGUGCCUUACCAAUUAUUGGCAAGCUGGAACCUCACAUCUCCCUGGCUAAUGACCUGGCCUGUAAGGGUCUUGACAAGAUAGAGAAGACGCUUCCAAUUCUUCACCAACCUUCUGAGCAGCUCGUCGCUAAUGCUAAAGAAGUAGUGACUGGUGCCAAGGAAAAAGUGACUGGUGCCAAAGAAGCAGUUACUGGAACUGUGAAUGGGGCCAAAGACACUAUGUCCAAUACCCUCAGUGGAGUGAUGAGCAGAACAAAAGGAGCCGUGCAGGAUAGUGUGGAGAAGACCAAGGUGGUAGUAAGUGGCAGCGUCAAUACAGUCAUGGAGAGCAGAGUGGGCAAGUUGGUCACAAGUGGCGUGGACACUGCUCUAAACACUUCAGAAACCCUGGUGGAGCGCUACUUGCCUGAACCUGAGGACGGGCAAGAACGUGAGACCAAUUUGCCCAAAGGAUCUGAUAGUGAUUCAGAUGAAUCCAGCUACUAUGGGCGACUGGGUUCUCUCUCUACUAAGCUGCGCAAGAGGGCAUACCAGAAAGCCGUUGUUAAGGUCCGGGAUGCAAAGAAACACAGUCAAGACUCCAUCUCCCAGAUAAACCAUGCCAUGGACCUGAUUGAAUUCACAAGAAAGAACAUUGACGGUGCCAACCAGAAGGUGCAUGACAAACUGAACACGCUAAUGGAUUGGAGGUCUAGAUCCCAAAGCAACAUGGAGAGCGAGAGUGACACAGAUAGUGAGGCAGAGAAUAUUGAAUCCCGUACCUUGACCAUCACUCGCAACCUGACCCAGCAGUUACAGACCACUUGUUUGGCGUUGGUGUCCAGCCUUCAAGGAUUUCCACAGAAUGUCCAAGAGCAAGCGCUCUCCAUUGGCUCCAUGGCCAUGGAGGUCUACACCAGAUUCAGCAAGGCAGCAGCUCUGGGAGACCUGCCUGAUACAGUCCUCAUCUCCACUCGAGCUCAGCUGAACCGUAUGAAAGAUUCCAUUGACAGCAUCCUGGAUUAUUUGGUCAACAACACACCACUUAAUUGGCUGGUAGGUCCAUUUUACCCCCGUGUGGAGCCAGCUCCAAGUGCAAGCAGCCCCCUGUCUCACAAAGCAAAGAGUGGCAAGUCUGAAUAAAUGUAAGAGCCUGACACUGAGCCUUUCAUCAUGCUUUCUGACUUUCAUCUAACCUUGUGUUAUUUUUGAUGAUGAUUGCGACGUACAUUCCUUAACAUAACAUUCUGCUAAUGUUUGUCUUCCAUCCUUUACAUAACUAAUAGGUUUACAACUUUUAAGUGGUGUUAACAAUGAACCUCUCAGCUAAGUACUACAAAAUAACAAUGUAACAGCUUAUUUUUGUGUGUGGUUUUGUAAUCACAAUUGGCUAAUCACAAUGUGCCUUCUUAUGUAACAUAUUGCUUUGUAAUGGUCUUUCUACAUUUCUAAUAAACUCAUUAAAGUGA
Astyanax mexicanus (Mexican tetra) is the source of this 1752-nucleotide messenger RNA. RefSeq names its product perilipin 2 (gene plin2). Gene Ontology annotation, biological process: positive regulation of triglyceride storage; lipid storage. NCBI's taxonomy places the organism in Eukaryota, Metazoa, Chordata, Actinopteri, Characiformes, Acestrorhamphidae. The coding region runs from base 119 to 1426 and encodes 435 amino acids. The transcript is spliced from 8 exons. The record is from RefSeq and is a predicted model, not a curated record. Gene Ontology annotation, cellular component: lipid droplet; cytosol.